AUGUCCAUCUUGCACAACCCCAGACAUAGCCACGAGGACCCUAACCUUUACAGGGCAAAGUAUGAAGACACCAUCGAGGUGUUGGGUCCAAACGUUGAGUUCUACCAGGACACAACGAAACCCGUGGAACACACGUCUUCGAAGGUUGGUAUUAUUGGUGCUGGCUUUGGAGGCAUUACAGCGUCGUUGAUGUGUAAGAGAAAGUGGAAGACCGAAGACUUCAUGAUUUUCGAUAAACACCAGGAGUUUGGUGGUACCUGGUGGGCCAAUACGUACCCCGGAUGCGCGUCAGAUAUCCCAGCGUUAUGGUACUCAAUUUUCUGUGAGCUCAAUGACAACUGGUCCACUUUGAGACCGCCUCAGUAUGAGAUGGAGGAGUACAUCUUGAACGUUGUCAAAAAAUACGAUCUUCGUAGCCAUGCCAGGUUGGGCGUGGUGGUGCACGAGGCCAUCUGGAACGAGGAGUCUGGCACUUGGUUGCUCAAAGGUUCUCACAUCAAGACGGGACAGAUGUUUGAACACACUUGUCAAAUUUUGCUCAGUUGCAGUGGUGGGUUGGUGUACCCCAAUCAGCUCAAGGCUCCAGGUUUGGAGAACUUCAAGGGCAAAUACAUGCACUCUGCACUUUGGGACCAUUCGGUUCCUAUCAAAGGCAAAAGAAUCGUGGUUGUGGGAAACGGUUCCUCAGCUGCGCAGGUUGUUCCAGCUUUAGUUGAUGACUGUGAUGCUGCACAUGUCACUCAGGUUUUCAGGUCAAAGCACUGGAUCUCACCACCUCCUCCAUAUUUCGUGCACCUUUUAUACCACUAUCUUCGUCGUACAAGAAUUGGCUUGAUCUUUGUGCGUUGGUUCAUUGCUCUCGCAGCAGAAAUGAGAUAUCCUUUAUUCCAAGGUGAUGGCUUAUUUGCCAAAUUAUUUCGAUCCUUGAAUCAGUGGCAGUGCAAGAAGUACGUGCGCAAAUAUGCUCCAGAGUAUUACGACAAAAUCAUCCCUGACUUCAAACUCGGAUGUAAGAGACUUAUUUUCGAUUACAAAUACAUUCCUUCCCUCAGGAACCCUAAGAUCGAACUUAAUGACUCAGGCAUUGACCAUAUCACCGCUGACACUGUGUACUUCAAGGAUGGCACGAAAACAAAAGCUGAUGUGAUUGUGGCCUGUACUGGAUACUCCGUUCCCAAGGCUUUCUUCAAUGGUGUCAAGUUGAUUGGCAGAAAGGGCAUCAACAUCCAGGAGAUGUGGAAGCACGAGGGUGUCUCCGCAUACAAAACUCACAUGGUGAGAGAUGCACCUAACUUCUUCUUCUUCGCUGGUCCAAACUCGGCAACGGGACACUCGUCUGUUGUCUCAGCCAUCGAAAAUGCCGCCGCUUGGGUAGGUAAGGUUGCCAGACCCAUUGUCGAGGGUAAGUCCAAGGCCGUGAGCGUUAGUCGCAGUGCAUACUAUAAGUGGUACGAAAUCACUCAGAACCAGUUAUCUAAAGCCGUGUUUGGUACACCAUUUGGUGGGUGCCACUCUUGGUACACCACUGAUGACUACAACCCUACUACGUACCCCUUCUCGCAAGUCCACUAUUUCAUCAAGUCGAGAAUCUUUGGCACAAAGGACUUGACAUAUGAGCCAGUUGAUGACAAAAAAAAUGUUUAG
Molecule: messenger RNA, 1644 nt
Organism: Candidozyma auris
Lineage: Eukaryota; Fungi; Ascomycota; Pichiomycetes; Serinales; Metschnikowiaceae
Product: flavin-containing monooxygenase
Exons: 1
Coding region: 1-1644 (547 amino acids)
Molecular function (GO): flavin adenine dinucleotide binding; N,N-dimethylaniline monooxygenase activity; NADP binding
Source: RefSeq, a predicted model, not a curated record